GGACCUAAUGGUGAGAAGAGGACAGUAACAUCAUGGUCUUCAGAUCCAGAGAUAACACAACCUGAAACACAUUUCACACCUGUACAACACACACCCUCAAACUUUAAUACCCGAACCAGUACUAGAACUUAUUAUACACCGAAUGGUGAAAAACGUGUGAUACAUACCACCUCCAAUAGUCCUCAGCCUUCUGAUUUUAAUCAUAAACCCAAAUAUCCCUCAAUAGGUGAUAUUAAUUGGCCAACAAUUGAUGACUCUACUUUUGCUCAUCCUUGGGAUACAGCAGAUCCCGAUGAUUCUGAUGACGGUUGGGAGGUGGUAGGAGAACCUGAAGUAGAUACCACCACAAAGAAACAAUUUGAGUCGUGGACACCAAAAACAUGGGAAUGGCCACAAUUCCCCACACAUGCCACUACUACAACCAGCACCCCAACAACUACCACCACUGCUAAGCCGAGAGUUCAUAAACCUUUACCAAGUUUAGAUGAUUUUCUUAAAUCCCAAUAUGGACCACCCUCAAAUAGAGCACCAGCCUCAACUACAACCACAGCUAAGGUACCAACAACACCAUCCCUAACAACUACCCAACAACCCAAGGUUAUCAAUAUCGAUGAUUUACCAGUAGUGGAAGUAUUACACAAUGGCAAACCCGCCAAUGAAUCGGUCUUAAAGAGUCUACCUCCUCAUCUCACGCCUCGCCCUUUAACAGAUCACGUUUUAAAAAUAGAAAAUAAACAUCCCAUAGAGGAAGAUAUCGAAGUCUAUACUCCCAAGGUGGAAACUAAUAUACGCACAUUUUCCAAGACACAUAUCGGACCGGAAAAACCUUCCAUUCAAGAUUUAGAUCCACAAAUGCAAGAAGUACUAAGAAGAGCCGGUAUUAGUCCCGAAGAUAUAACAAACAUUGAUGGUGAUACCAUAACUAAAACACGCACUGAACCCGAUGGUCGUAUUAUAACCACCACUUAUAAAGUGAAUACAGUACCCACACCAGCAGCUUCUCAAGAGCCACAAUAUAAACCCCAAACACCACAGGUGGCUACACACAUAUAUAAUUCUUAUAAUCCAAGAGCAGUACCCUCGAUCAGCCCCUUGGCUCCUUUACAUCCCCAACUAAGUCCCAUUUCGGAAUUUUUAGCUCUUUUGGGUUUAACAAAGUUCGAUAUCACCUCGAGAAAUGGUCAUUAUACGAAAACAUUUAUCGAUGACAACGGUGAGGUCUUGACAGCUACAUUUGUUUUAAGUUCUCCCAAGAGUGCAAAGAAAGAAGAACAGCCAACACCCAAACCUUAUAAGUGAGAACGUUGAGGGUUAAGAGUGCCAGAGAGAGAGAGAGAGCGAAUGCUAUAAAUAAUGUAUAUAAUAAACUCCCUUUAAGUAUGCUAUAGAAUUUAAGAGAAAUUUUGAAAAGAAUUGAUAUUUAAAUAAAUUUUGAUUAAAAACUAUUGAAAUCUAAGUUCGAACUGAAA
Messenger RNA from Lucilia cuprina (Australian sheep blowfly), 1469 nucleotides. Its product is annotated as proteoglycan 4-like. Lineage: Eukaryota; Metazoa; Arthropoda; Insecta; Diptera; Calliphoridae. The annotation marks the transcript as partial. The transcript has a single exon. The record is from RefSeq and is a predicted model, not a curated record.